Saprolegnia parasitica CBS 223.65 is the source of this 2111-nucleotide messenger RNA. RefSeq lists its product as hypothetical. Lineage: Eukaryota; Oomycota; Saprolegniomycetes; Saprolegniales; Saprolegniaceae. Bases 41 to 2110 code for a protein of 689 amino acids. The record is from RefSeq and is a predicted model, not a curated record. Gene Ontology annotation, molecular function: protein binding. The transcript has 4 exons.
CUGGAAAAUACCGAUUGCUUCCACGUGGCGACGAAGCGCGAUGAUUCGAGUCGGGACCGUGCUCCUCCUACUUGCGUGGCAACGCGUCGUGGCCGAAGCCGCGUCGGCAGGCGAAGCUCGCACGUGGGUCUACGACGACGCGCGCAAUCCGUGGUCCGGCCGCGCCGUGGCGUCUGCGGACGACGGUCGCAUCGACGCUGUCCGCGCCUUUGUCGACCGCACGACGCAGAUCUUUGACGCGCCCGACGAUAUCUCGCUCGAGACGCUGCUCCAGAUGGAGACGGCGCUUCACGAGCACUUUCGCGCCCUCAUGGAGGCCGCGCCCGCCGACGCUGACGAGACGAUCGAGCUGCACGCGUCGCUGCAAGACCUCAUGGAGCUCAUUGCGAGCGAGCGCCGGUACAUCAAGGCGCAUCCGUCAGCGCCUCUCUCGGACGCUUUCGUCGAUAUCCACGACGACCUCCUCGCGCACGGCUACGACGCGACGACGUUCGAAUCGUGGGUCGCGGUCGCCACGACCGAGGUCGAGCCGGCCGUUGCGUACGCGCAAAUUGCGCAAUAUCUCUUGCUGGAGCCCAACGCCAAGGCGCACCCACUGACGUCACUCAAGCGCGUCCAUGGCUUUCUGGCGCAGGCGCCGACCCUCGCCUCGACGCAGGUGCUGCACGCGCUCUUGGCUCUGGCGUUCAACGAUACGGACCCAUCGGCGGUCGACGCCGCCGAAGCUGCGAUCCGCCUGCAUGCGCCGGAGGACUAUGUCGCGCGCAUGGUACUCGCCGAGCGUCUCUGGACGCAGCAGUGGGCGGCGAAGCGCGACGACGAGGCGCUCUGCGACCACGUCGUCGCGCUCUACUACACGAGCGCAGAAGAGAGCGUGCGCGAUUUGGCCGACGGCGUCGAGCCCGAGCCCAUGGAAGGCAGCCUGCGCCUCUCGCAGUUGUGGAUGCAAGGCAGCCAGACCAACGCGUACUUUGGCGAGGUGCCCGAGAACGGCCUCGAGGCCCUCGACUACUACCAGUCGCUCGCCCACGGUGGCGACGCGUACCUCUCGGCCGAGGCCGCGCACCGCCUUGGCGAAAUGCACUUUUUCGGCGACGCCAACGUCCCCGCGGACGCGGCGGCGGCUCGUCCGUUCUUUGAGCGCGCGGCGGCCGGCGGGAUCCCGCACGCGCUGGCGAAUUUGGGGCUCAUGCACGCGCACGGCCUCGGCGUGAAGCAAAACAGCUCGGCGGCCGUCGACUUGUUUACGCAGGCAGCCGAGCUCGGGUUUGCCCAGCACGGGCUCGGCGUCGUCUACUGGAACGGCGAUGCGCUCGUGCCCCGGAACGUGACCCGCGCCGUCACGCAUUUCGAGGCCGCGAUCGACCUCGAGUACUUUGAAGCGCACCAGUACCUCGGCGCCGCGUACCUCGAUGGCGUUGGCGUGCCCCGGAACGUAACCCGGGCGUUUGAGCACUUUAUGGCCGCGAGCGUCAAGGCGCCGUCGCGCCAAUCGCUCUUCAACGUCGGCGUCUUGUACUACCAAGGCAGUGGCGUCCAGCAGUCGUGCGAGAGCGCGCUGCGACACUUUCGCGCGGUGGCACUGCGCCGGGACUUGCCGGGCUUCUCGGUACGCCACGCGAUCGACUCGUUCGUCGCGGGCGAUGCGACGCGCGCGCUGGUCGAGCACCUCCUCCUUGCGCAGCUCAGCCACGUCGACGCGAUGGUCAACGCUGCCUUCCAGCUCGAGAAGCGCCUCGGCGAUCCGUGGGUCCCGCGUCCGCUCGAGACCGCGCUGCGCUGGUACGAGCACGCAGCGGAGCAGCACAACGACAGCGAGGCGCUGCGACAGCUCGGGCAGUGCCACGAGGCGGGCUGGGCCGACCUCUGCGCCCCGAAUGCGUCCCAAGCGCUGCAGUACUACCACGCCGCGUCCGGCGACGCCGAAGCGCUCUACCACGCGGGCUGGCUCCACCUGGCGGCCGCGGAUUGGCGGGCGGCGCGCGACGCCUUUGCCAAGUGCCGGGCGUUUGCCUUUCCGCACCACGCGCCGUGCGUCGCACCGGGCACUGCGCUCGACGCGUGGUCGCUGCUGCACGACUUGGCGGCGUGGUGGUCGACGCUCUGGUAGC